Messenger RNA from Talaromyces atroroseus, 738 nucleotides. RefSeq lists its product as hypothetical. Bases 1 to 738 code for a protein of 245 amino acids. The record is from RefSeq and is a predicted model, not a curated record. NCBI's taxonomy places the organism in Eukaryota, Fungi, Ascomycota, Eurotiomycetes, Eurotiales, Trichocomaceae. The transcript has 2 exons.
AUGAAGGUCGCCGUCACAUCCAACAUCCCCCGUUUCCUUCUCCCACGCGGCAUUCCCUCGCAUACACUGCGAUAUGCCAGGCGCAAUUUUUCAUCGUCGUCAGCACGGCGAGCAGCCGAAGACAAGCCACGAACUCUCGCGCAACCGGACAAAUUCAGACCACCAUCUCACCCCGCUCGUCGCGUCCUACAAACACGCAAUGGCAAGGUUGUCAGUCAGAAUGUGCGAGAUCCAUUCAAUUACCCCGGCCGUCCGUUAUCAGCCAAGGAAAAGGAAGAGCGGAAGACCAAGCGGUAUCCCAAUAUGUUUCCUGCAGAAGGAACAGUUCUAUUUAAAUUCCUAACUACGCGAUGGAUCCAUGUGUGGAUUUCUAUGGGCGUCCUCACCUCCCUUGCAACAUUCACAUUUACGGAAAACUUCAAACGAACGUCUGCCUUUGCACAUCUUCUUCCACCAUGGUCGGGACUACUGACAAACCCGAUCAGCACCAUAUCGCAAGCCAUAUCAGUGUGGAAAAUGCACGUUCAGCACACGUCGAUGAUUGCGCGCGAGAACCGGCACAAGCGCAUCGAAGACGCCGAGAAGCGUCGCCAGUAUCGCAUCGCUCAUGGGCUCGAGGAGCCGGAGAAAGCGGCGUCUCCUGUUGUCGAGGACGACCAGUCGCCUAUUGCUGCUCCUGUGGCUGCCGGCGAGGAGACGGAGAAGCGGGUUGUGAAGAAGUGGUUUGGCAUUUGGUGA